This is a messenger RNA of Drosophila busckii, 1353 nucleotides long. RefSeq names its product mitochondrial chaperone BCS1 (gene Bcs1). The record is from RefSeq and is a predicted model, not a curated record. Lineage: Eukaryota; Metazoa; Arthropoda; Insecta; Diptera; Drosophilidae. Gene Ontology annotation, cellular component: mitochondrial inner membrane. Gene Ontology annotation, molecular function: ATP binding; ATP hydrolysis activity. The transcript has 2 exons. Gene Ontology annotation, biological process: mitochondrial respiratory chain complex III assembly; protein insertion into mitochondrial inner membrane from matrix. Bases 82 to 1353 code for a protein of 423 amino acids.
UAUCGAUAUUUAGCAUUUUUAUUCGAUUUUCAUAUAGUAUAUAUUUCAGUAUUCUGUCGGAAGUAAUUCUAAAAGAAUAUUAUGACAUUGACAGAACUAGUAUCGAGCUUAUCGACAAAUCCAUAUUUUGGUGCAGGCUUCGGUUUAUUUGGAAUUGGAGCUAGUGCUGCUAUAUUAAGGAAAGGGCUCCAAGGAGCCCUGAUUUUAUUUCGUCGACAUUUAAUGAUAACCCUAGAAGUGCCCUGUAGAGAUAAAUCAUAUCAGUGGCUAUUAAAAUGGAUAACAGUGCGGGGAGCUAAGAAAACGCAACACUUAAGUGUGGAAACAUCGUUUUUUCAAAAUGAUAAUGGACAGGUUAAGACAAGCUACGAUUUCAUACCAAGUAUUGGAAAACACCUAUUUCAGUAUAAAAGCAACUGGAUACAAGUAGAACGAACCCGAGAACAGCAAACUUUAGACCUUCAUAUGGGCGUUCCUUGGGAAUCGGUGACAUUAACUGCAUUUGGAAAUAACAAACAAAUUUAUUGUGAUAUUCUUGAAGAGGCCCGACAAUUAGCAUUGCAAGAAACGGAAGGAAAAACUUUAAUGUAUACUGCAAUGGGAUCAGAGUGGCGUAUCUUUGGACAUCCUCGGAGACGACGACCAACAUCUUCAGUUUUAUUAGAUCGUGGAAUAUCCGAAAGAAUUAUUUCUGACUGUAAUGAUUUCAUCGGAAAUUCAUUGUGGUAUACACAUAGGGGAAUUCCUUAUAGACGUGGUUAUUUAUUAUAUGGACCUCCAGGGUGCGGAAAGUCGAGUUUUAUAACCGCUCUUGCUGGAGAACUGGAAUAUGGAAUAUGCUUAUUAAAUUUGUCAGAGAGAGGUCUUACUGACGACCGGCUAAACCACCUCUUAAAUGUGGCACCAGAACAAUCCAUUAUUUUACUUGAAGAUAUCGAUGCUGCUUUUGUUUCCCGCGAAUCGACACUCCAGCAAAAAUCAGCAUAUGAUGGAUUGAAUAGAAUAACCUUUAGCGGUCUGUUAAACUGCUUAGAUGGUGUAGCUUCAACUGAAGCUCGAAUUGUUUUCAUGACAACUAACUAUAUAGAUCGCUUAGACCCAGCUCUUAUAAGACCUGGGCGAAUUGAUGUAAAAGAAUAUAUUGGGUAUUGUACACAAUACCAGUUAGAAGAAAUGUUCAAAAAAUUUUUUGGCGAAAAUAAAAACACACAAGCUCGGGAGUUUUCUAACAAAAUUUGCACUUCUGGUCAAUCCGUUAGUCCAGCUCAAAUACAAGGCUAUUUUAUGAAACACAAAUCGUCUUCAUCUGAAUUGGUUAUAAGCAAUUGUAAUAGUAUUUGGGAGACAAAUUAA